AUGUCAAACGCGGACAGAGUUGUGUUAGCUCUCGGUGGAGCAGGAACAGUGGGCUCUGGAAUAGUUAAAGCACUCCUUGACAAAGGUAAGAUGUCCUCAUUGAGUUAGGGAGCAUUUGAAGACUUGGAACCGAUACACCUGCGCCAAGACAAUGCCUCUGCCCACGAUCAAUGGGCCGGAUUAAGUGGUGCAAUGAAUCUUAAUGUCCUGCGUGCAAAAUAUGUAGGAUAGGCUAUAUAUGAAGAGGUCUGCUAAAUAUGAAGAGGUUUGCCAUUUUAUGCAUGGCUGGUCGUUGUCGGCUGGAUCAACAUGGCUCUGCUAGGAAGUUAGUUGAUUUGUGCGUUUCUCAAGGUAUAUUGUUGGGUAAUAGAUGAAAUAAACAUUUGAGUAAUUGAGACUGCGCGGGAAAGAAGGAUUAGGCUGGUGUCAAGGUGGUUGUAAUGAGUGCAUCCGCGUGUAAGAUAACCGGCAUCUCAUUUACGCACAUAAUUCAAGGUGUGAUACUCUUAAGAAUAUCCGAAAACUUGACAUCAUCUUGAGGUCUUAGAAAUUGAAAUCCAACUAGCAGUUAACAUCAACAAUAAUGUUAAUAUAAAAAUAAAAAUUAUCGUCAAUAGUGCUGGUAAAAAGGCUUAGGCUAGGCACAGGUUCGUCGGGACGCAAUAGAUAAUAAAUGUAUGGUUUGGAUCAAAAUGUCACGACGCUGAGUUAAUUGAUUGGUAUAGCCCUUUUGGGAUGUACUUUUUGUUUGAGGGUAUCAUAAUUUCAAUCUUGUUAACAUUCAUUUGUCUAACCACACAGUAAUUCCUAAAGUGACAAGUUGCCAUUGCUUGUCAAGUGGUUAUUCUGGUUUCUUGAAUUAUAUAUAUUUUUGAAUGGUAUAGUAACAUUAUAUUCUACAAUGUUAUAGGAAACAGAGUUAUAAAUAAGCAAAACCAUCUACUGCAGUAAAAUUGCCCUUUUGUUUGCCAUGUGUCAGUCAUAUUUGAUAAUGACAUGUCCUGAUUGUGACUGUGUACUGUACUUGUUUUAAGGUUUCAAGGUGGCUGUCAUCUCCAGAGACAACAGCAGGUUGGAGAAGCUCAGGGGGUUUGUUUCUACCUCUACCCGAGACAACCUCACCACCCUAGUUGGGAAUGUUGGUAAGACAUUUAGUCAGAAACACAAUUUUACAUAGACACAUUUUACAAGUGAGAGUAUUGUUGAAGGUAUCCCAUAUCCCCAAAACGUAGUGUACGGAAACACCUCUCAAACUCUGUUACUCUUUUUCUUAGGUUCAGAGGAGGGGGCAGAGGUGGUCAAGCAGGCCCUUCUGAAGUCUGUUGGCAAGGUGACAGACAUUGUGUCAUCUCUGGGCUUCAGCUGGUGGCAGGGUGGACCUCCACAUAGCCAGACUUUGAAAGAACUACACUGGGUGAGUCCUCAAAACACCUCACAGACUAAUCCACGAUCCAGAGUUGAUAUCAUCACCAUUAUCUUUUAAGCUGCCAUGACUUCAUUGUUUUUAAGCCACACUCCACAGUCUUCAUCUCUUUGUUAUCAGUUCCACAUCUAUCUCGAUUUUCCACUCGUCUUGAAUUCGCCACCUCUCUCCCUCCUUUCUUCUCCAUAUUAAUCUAUUAUUUUACUCAUUCUUCUCAUCCACCCAUAGGUGAUUGAGACAUUGCUGUUCAGCACCUUUGUAUCAUGGAAGGUUUUCUUUCCACUGGUGAGAGACGACCCCAACUGCACUUACACCUUUAUCACAGGUGAGUCUCCCACCUGGGCCCCUCCCAACAUCCCAGCCAGUCAGGGCCAGUUCCAGGCAUAAGCGGUCAAAUUGCAGAAAAUUAGCUGUAAAAACAAACAAACAAUCUCCCUGCCCCAUGGUAAAAUGAGUAGAAUUGCAUAAAAUGUGUUAUAAAAUUGUAAUGUUUUCUCUCCGCCCAUGGCAAAAUAUGUAGAAUUGUGGAAAAUGUGCUUAAACAGUCCAAUUCAGACGUUUUUAUCUCAAUAUCAUUUCUGGUAACAAUGAAGUACCUUACUGUGGUUGAUUUCAAUUAAAAUUGUCCAAAAUAAACAAAAAUAGUUUCUUAGCAAAGAGCAAUUUCUCAAGCAAAUUUUGCUAGGACUGUCUGGUAGUGGCCUGAGUGGGGAGGGGAAAACUGAAAAUGAGCUGGUAUUGGCAGAGAGGUUUGGCACUCUUUCUUAUUGGUCUAUUAACUAAUUUGCUGCAUGUUGAUAUCAACUCCAUCCCACCAAAACAGGCAUACAUUUCAGGCGGUCUUUUCAAACAGCUCUUACACUAAAAGGGCAUUAUCAUCAUGUUCACAAUUUCACAGUAUUAUUCCAACCUUGUAGUGUAGAAAUACACUACAUGACCAAAAGUAUGUGGACACGUGCUUGUCGAACAUCUCAUUCCAAAAUUAAAGGCAUUAAUAUGGAGUUGGUCCCCCCUUUGCUGCUAUAACAGCCUCCACUCUUCUGGGAAGGCUUUCCAUUAGAUGUUGGAACAUUGCUGCAGGGACUUGCUUCCAUUCAGCCACAAGAGCAUUAGUGAGGUCGGGCACUGAUGUUGGGCGAUUAGACCUGGCUCGCAGUCGGUGUUCCAAUUAAUCCCAAAGGUGUUCGAUGGGGUGGAGGUCAGGGCUCUGUGCAGGCCAGUCAAGUUCUUCCACACCAAUCUCGACAAACCAUUUCUGUAUGGACCUCUCUUUAUGCACAGGGGCAUUGUCAUGCUGAAACAAGAAAGGGCCUUCCCCUAAACUGUUGCCACAAAGUUGGAAGAACAGAAUCGUCUGGAAUGUCAUUGUAUGCUGUAGCGUUAAGAUUACCCUUCACUGGUACUAAGGGGCCUAGCCAGAACCAUGAAAAACAGUCCCAGACCAUUAUUCCUCCUCCACCAGACUUUACAGUUGGCACUGCAUUUGGGCAGGUAGCAUUCUCCUGGCAUCCGCCAAACCCAGAUUUGUCUGUCGGACUGCCAGAUGAUGAAGCGUGAUUCAGCACACGCGUUUCCACUGCUCCAGAGUCCAAUGGCGGCAAGCUUUCCACCACUCUAGCUGAUGCUUGGCAUUGCGCAUGGUGAUCUUAGGCUUGUGUGCGGCUGCACGGCCAUGGAAACGCAUUUCAUGAAGCUCCCGACAAACAGUUCUUGUGCUGACGUUGCUUCCAGAGGCAGUUUGGAAAUCGGUAGUGAGUGUUGCAACCGAGGACAGAUUAUUUUUACGCGCUAUGCGCUUCAGCACUCGGCUGUCCCGUUCUGUGAGCUCGUGUGGCCUACCACUUCGCGGCUGAGCCGUUGUUGCUCCUAGACGUUUCUACUUCACAAUAACAGCACUUACAGUUGACCAGUGCAGCUCUAGCAGGGCAGAAAUUUGACGAACUAACUUGUCGGAAAGGUGGCAUCCCAUGACGUUGCCACGUUGAAAGUCACUGAGCUCACCGGUAAGGCCAUUCUACUGCCAAUGUUUGUCUAUGGAGAUUGCAUGGCUGUGUGCUCGAAUUUAUACACCUGUCAGCAACGGGUGUGGCUGAAUCCACUAAUUUUAAGUGGUGUCUACAUACUUUUGUAUAUAUACAGUGCCUUCGGAAAGUAUUCAGACCCCUUGACUUUUUCCACACAAUACCCCAUAAUGAGAAAGCAAAAACAGGUUUGUAGAAAUUACAACAACAAAAAAAAUAUAUAUAUAUCACAUUUACAUAAGUAUUCAGACCCUUUACUCAGUACUUUGUUGAAACACCUUUGGCAGCAAUUACAGCCUUGAGUCUUCUUGGGUAUGACGCUACAAGCUUGGCACACCUGUAUUUGGGGAGUUUCUCCCAUUCUUCUCUGCAGAUCCUCUCAAGCUCUGUCAGGUUGGAUGUGGAGCGUUGCUGCACAGCUAUUUUCAGGUCUCUCCAGAGAUGUUAGAUCAGGUUCAAGUCUGGGAUCUGGCUGGGUCACUCAAGGACAUUCAGAGACUUGUCCCGAAGCCACUCCUGCAUUGUCGGUUGUGUGCUUAGGGUCGUUGACCUGUUGGAAGGUGAACCUUCGCCCCAGUCUGAGGUCCUGAGCACUCUGGAGCAGGUUUUUAUCAAAGAUCUCUCUGUACUUUCCUCAGUUAAUCUUUGCCUUGAUCCUGACUAGUCUCCCAGUCCCUGCUGCUGAAAAACACCCCCACAGCAUGAUGCUGCCACCACCAUGCUUCACCGUAGGGAUGGUGCCAGGUUUCUUUCAGACGUGACGCUUGGCAUUCAGGCCAAAGAGUUCAAUCUUAGUUUCAUCAGAGAAUCUUGUGGCUCAUGGACUGAGAGUCUUUAAGUGCCUUUUGGCAAACCCCAAGCGGGCUGUCAUGUGCCUUUUACUGAGGAGUGGCUUCCGUCUGGCCACUCUACCAUAAAGCUCUGAUUGGUGGAGUGCUGCAGAGAUAGUUGUCCUUCUGGAAGGUUCUCCCAUCUCCACAGAGGAACUCUAGAGCUCUGUCAGAGUGACCAUCGGGUUCUUGGUCACCCUUCUGCCACUGUGUUCUUGGGGACCUUCAAUGCUGCAGACAUUUUUUCAAUAACCUUCCCCAGAUCUGUGCCUCAACACAAUCCUGUCUAGGAGCUCUACAGACAAUUCCUUCGACCUCAUGGCUGGGUUUUUGCUCUGACAUGCACUGUCAACUGUGGGACCUUAUAUAGACAGGUGUGUGCCUUUCCAAAUCAUGUCCAAUCAAUUGAAUUUACCACAGGUGGACUCCAAUCAAUGGAAACAGGAUGCACCUGAGCUAAAUGUCGAGUCUCAUAGCAAAGGGUCUGAAUACUUAUGUAAAUAAGGUAUUUCAGUUGUAUUUUUUAAUAAAUUAGCAAAACUUUCACUUUGUCAUUAUGGGGUAUUGUGUGUAGAUUGCUGAGGAUAUAUAUAUGUGUAUGUAUGUUUUUAAUUCAUUUUAGAAUAAGGCUAUAACGUAACAAAGUGGAAAAAGUCAAGGGGUCUGAAUACUUUCCGAAGGCACUGUAGUGUAUAGUGCAUUCGGAAAGUAUUCAGACCCCUUGACUAAAAUAGAUUAAAUUGUUUUUUUCCCCUCAUCAAUCUACACACAAUACCCUAUAAUGACAAAGCAAAAAUAGGUUUUUAGAAAUUGUAGCAAAUGUAUGACAAAUAAAAAAAAUGUAAAUAUCACAAGGAAAUCACAUUUUUGACUGCACUGGGCCUUUUUUAAAACUGAAAUCUUCUGUACUCCCCAUGGCAAAAUGUGUAAAAUUGCAGGAAAUUAACUUUAAAACUCUCCACUGUCAAGAGGGGGGCCGCUAAAAUGUUUUGCCCCUCACCAAAUCUCGCUUAGGGCCACCAAAAGGCUAGAGCCAGCCCUGCAGCCAGUACAGUAGUGUAUGUCCUUCUGAGCAUUAUGUGAAAGUGAUUGAACCAUUGGCCAAGUUUGAGUGACAGAUGUGCAACACUUUGUCUUGAGGAACAACUUUCUUCCCCACUUGAUAAAACAUGAUUUUUCUCCUUGCACUUGCUGAGUAUGACUUGAGUGUUAUUUGGCAGUGAUGUGUGCUGUGCCACAGGUGGUGCCGGGGAGAAGCUGUUGAUGCCAGGUACAGGGUUCCUAACUGUUGGCGCCGCCAGCACCCUGGCAUUCUGUCAGGUAUUACGAGAGGAGUACCCAGAAGUGCCCUGCAAACUCAACCAGGUUUGGCCAAGAUCCAUAACAUAAAACACAUCCCAUUGUUUGGUAAGAUAGUUAGCUGGGGGAUAUUCAGGACCAUGUUAUCAGUUGCAGUACUUGUCUCAAUCUGCCCAAAUAGAAAUUGUUGAUAAAAGUUGUCUGCAGCAUGCGAUUGUAAAUACAACCUUUCCUUGCCUUGUUUGCUGUUUCAUAUACAGUAGAUUGACUAUCAUUAAUCAAUGCCAACUGGCUUCCAUUAUCUUGCUCUUUCAGGUAAAGAUCAACACAGGUGUGGCCCCUCCAGAGCGCAUGGCUCCUGAUUACCUGAACCACCUGGACCUUGGUGAGGCCGUGGCCACAUUGGUGGAGAGAAAGAACACUACCCACACCGUGUUCCCUGUCAACUGCCCGGUGGACUUAAAAAACGUCAUUCUAGAGGGUAACAUUCAAGGCUGCCCCUCUCUGCCAUAA
Messenger RNA from Coregonus sp. 'balchen', 6086 nucleotides. Lineage: Eukaryota; Metazoa; Chordata; Actinopteri; Salmoniformes; Salmonidae. The record is from the annotation of a GenBank genome assembly.